Messenger RNA from Pyricularia grisea, 714 nucleotides. RefSeq lists its product as uncharacterized. Lineage: Eukaryota; Fungi; Ascomycota; Sordariomycetes; Magnaporthales; Pyriculariaceae. The record is from RefSeq and is a predicted model, not a curated record. Bases 1 to 714 code for a protein of 237 amino acids. The transcript has a single exon.
AUGGUCACAAUACCUCACAAGCUCGUGCCGCGGGCAGACACGUCUUCCUCCUCGCGCGAGGCGCCUUAUAUCGCAUUGAUAAUACCGGCGUCUGUGUUCAUACUCCUGGGAAUAUGCAUCGCCCUCCGCAGCACUGUGAAGCGUCGAGUUGCCAAACAUGGCGAGCGCUCACUCGAACUUUGGCCAUGGAGCUGGCUCAGUGCUUGUGUGGGCGGUACACGACACCCUCGUGCUCACUCGUGGGAGAUCAGCGUCUCGUCGCCUACAGGGCUCCCCCGCGAAAUGCGGCAGAGAGCAGCGCCGCCACCCCCACCAGCGCCUUCGCAACAAAAGCAACCAGGCCAUAAAGAGCGGUCAAGGCCGACCAGAAACAUGUGGGAGACAGUGGGAGCCGAUCACUACCGGCCCAAGGACAAACCCAGCAAUCGUAUCAGCAAGUCCACCAGCAUCUCCAGUACAGUUGCUAGUGACAAUGAUGUUUCUCCACACCAAGGGCCGUCAAAGUCCACGAUCACCAAGCCAGAGCCCGCUAGGAUAAAGGGGGACGCAUCGUCCGAGCGCUCAAGUCGUGGCAGUCUCGACCAGGGCGAUGAUAUCAGCAGUACGCGCACGAAAAAGUAUGGGAGGCAGCUGGCUGGGCCACCGGUGCUGCAACUUCCUGCCGAGUUUGGCCGCUCGGGAAGCAGCUGGGAGAUUGACACUAAGAAACUGUAG